AUGCUAUUCGCAUUCUGGCUGUAUCCAAGUGAUAGCCAUCAUCACUGUCAUUCCUUAGCCCAUCUCAAUGACGGCCGCCACCACACCAGUUCCUUCCACGACAGACCAUCAAGAGAAUAUUCCCCCAAAGAAGACGAAGAAAAUGAAACAGCCUGGUCCCGCUUCGUCCACUCCAUCUCCAACACCACCUUCAUCCCCUCAGCCGACGCCCUCUCCGACAAGGUGAUCGACAUGCUCAUGCCGGAAUGGACGAAGCUCAUCCCAGGCUACAUCCGCAAGCUCCAGCGCGAGCUGAGCCUCGCCCCGGGCUCGCUGGCUGCUGAGAUAUGGCGCGAGGCCCAAGAUCCCUACGUGCACCCGGAGAUCCGAUACGCCGCUAAAGUCCGCGUGUCGAACGACUUGUGCGAUGAGGAGAAGGAGUUUUUGGCUAGGAGGAAACGGAUGAUCGUGCCUGCGCUGGCGAAGUAUCUGGGUGUGGAUGAGGGAGAUAUUUGUCCAGAUGAUGUGCCUACGAUUGCGAUGUGUGGUUCGGGAGGCGGUUUAAGGGCAUUGGUUGCGGGUACGGGGUAUUUCUCGGCGGCUUCGGAGGAUGGACUGUUUGACUGCGCGACGUAUGUUUCGGGUGUGAGCGGGUCGUGCUGGUUGCAGUCGCUUUAUUAUUCGUCUGUGACGGGCGGGAGUUUUUUGAAGGCUAUUGACCAUUUGAAGACAAGGUUGGGGACGCAUAUUGCUUAUCCGCCGGUUGCGUUUAAUGCGUUGACAUCCUCGCCGACGAACAAGUACCUACUUAGCGGACUGAUUGAGAAGCUUAAGGGGGAUCCAGGUGCCCAGGUUGGUCUGGUUGACUUAUACGGCAUGCUGCUGGCAGCUAGACUUCUAGUUCCAAAAGGAGAGCUAGGUGUCCAUGAAAAAGACUUCAAGUUGUCCAACCAGCACAUCUACAUCAAGUACGGGCAAAACCCCUUGCCCAUAUAUACGGCCGUCCGACAUGAGAUCCCAGAAUCUUCCUCAGAAGUAGAGGAAGAGACCAAAGCCCAAGCCCAAGCCCAGGCCAAGAAGGAUGCUUGGUUCCAAUGGUUCGAAAUGACCCCCUACGAGUUCUUCUGUGAAGAGUUUUCCGCCGGCAUCCCAACCUGGGCUCUGGGUCGCAAAUUCAACAACGGCUCUGAUGUCCCCUCACCGACUGCAGAAGGCAGCACCCGCUUGCCAGAGAUCCGUUUACCAUUGCUCUUAGGCAUUUGGGGCAGCGCUUUCUGUGCUACGCUUAGUCACUACUACCGCGAGAUCCGGCCGCUGGUGAAGAAUCUCACUGGCUUCGCUGCCCUGGAUGACUUAAUCUGGGCAUAUGACAAGGACAUGAGUGUUGUCCAUCCCAUCGAGCCGGCUGCCAUUCCCAACCCGGUGUACGGGAUGCAUGGCCGACUGCCGCAAUCUGUGCCCAAGGGGGUGCUCGACAAUGAAUUCAUCCAGCUGAUGGACGCUGGAAUGUCGAACAACCUGCCUAUCUACCCCUUGCUCCGGCCGGGUCGCAACGUUGACCUGAUCAUCGCCUUCGACUCCUCAGCCGACAUCAAAACCGACAACUGGCUCUCCAUCGUCGAGGGCUACGCCAAACAACGCGGUAUCAAAGGCUGGCCGGUCGGCAUCGGCUGGCCCAAGGAGGACGAAUCCCCCUCCCGAACGGCUGCUGAACUCUCCCAAGCAGAGAGAGCAGCCGAAACCACACCCUCCCCUCAACCCCCUGCAUCCCAAGCCCCCAUUGAACCCUCUCGCAAUAUCCCCUUUGAACAAUCCGUCCAACAAAAAGCCUCUAAAACCCUAGGCUACUGCACAAUCUGGGUCGGCACGACCCUCACCUCUUCAACGCCUACCCCCGCAACCCCGAUCUCCCCCACGACCAUCUCCCACCUCCUUCAUCCCCACGCCGGCAUAGCCGUCGCAUACUUUCCCCUGCUAGCCAACGAGAAGGUCGCGCCGGGAGUGGAUGUCGCGACAAGCGAGUUCAUGAGCACGUGGAAUUUUGUAUACACACCGGAGCAGGUUGAGCAAGUGGUACGGUUGGCGAGGGGGAAUUUCGCGGAGGGGAGGGAUCAGUUGAAACGGGUGGUCAGGGCGAUUUAUGAGAGGAAGAGAAAGGCGAGAUUGGAGAGGGAGCAGGCAGAGAGGGAGAGGAGGUUGGUUUGGGGGUUUGGUGAGUUUGUUUAA
Molecule: messenger RNA, 2205 nt
Organism: Thermochaetoides thermophila DSM 1495
Lineage: Eukaryota; Fungi; Ascomycota; Sordariomycetes; Sordariales; Chaetomiaceae
Exons: 1
Coding region: 1-2205 (734 amino acids)
Biological process (GO): glycerophospholipid catabolic process
Cellular component (GO): cytosol
Molecular function (GO): A2-type glycerophospholipase activity
Source: RefSeq, a predicted model, not a curated record